UAUAUUUUAAACAGAUCAAAAUCAAAUAAAAUGGCCUUGAAUACAUUUGCUCAGUGGUUGGUGUCCUGUGCCAUGGGUGUGGCGACGGUCGCGAACGUGUUGCGCCACUGUAAGGUCGCAAACGAUAAGGAGACGGUGCCCAGGACUGUCAGCAUGACAAACACAGCGGCCAUCGAAUGCUUGGACUUGACUAUCGAAGAGGAGUCGGCGCAGCGGACUGCCAGCAAACCAUUGGACCACUCGGACAUGAUCGAACCGCCUGCUCUCGGCUCGGAGAUGGUCAGUGCGGCUCUGCAGCGUUUGUUUAGCAGCAAGGAUAAUUGUACUCUGGAUCGCAGCAGUGUGUACAUCGCUGCCAUGCACAAUAAUGCCAAUAGACAGGAGUAUACACUCGGCUCGGAGGCACUUAAUCGCAUACUGGAGGGGCUACAAGUACCAACGGGUGGGCCAGGGGUGACCGGCCAGCAGUUGUCCUUUGAACCGCCAGAAAAUGUUUAAACUGCAAGACAUGAACAAUUCAUUCAAAUAAAUUAAAGUUUCUGCCUGCAC
Molecule: messenger RNA, 549 nt
Organism: Drosophila guanche
Lineage: Eukaryota; Metazoa; Arthropoda; Insecta; Diptera; Drosophilidae
Exons: 1
Coding region: 31-498 (155 amino acids)
Source: RefSeq, a predicted model, not a curated record